CAUUACCACCGUCCAUGCUUAAGAAGCACCCCUAAAUUAUAUUUAAAAUCGUCCAAAAGUGUGCUACCCUUUUUAAGUUUUCAUCAAGCCCCCUCAUUCGAUUGGAUAUUCCAGUAUUCAGUGAACCGGAUCCUUGACCCAGAGAAUCCCAUAUCCACUACGAACAGUACAUACUUCCCCCACUCCCGUUUUCUCUCCUCUCCUUGGAAUUUUUACUCAGUGAAGAAUAUGAGAGAAGAAGUCAUCAGCUCUGGCGGGACUUUGGAUCCCACUCCGGCUGCAAGUUCUGCUGGGGCAUCCUCGCCUGCUGUCCCAACAAAUAUUGGCAGUAUAGAUUGGUCUGGUCAUGGACAUACCUCUAAGGCAGCUUCUCUCUCUUGUGUUGGUUCUCAACCCCCAUGGAAUUCCUUCGGCACAAGUGUUGGGGGUUAUGAACGUGGAUCAUCAAGACCUUCCUGUAGGCCCUGGGAAAGAGGGGAUCUGUUGAGGCGUUUGUCCACCUUCAAGCCUUCGAAUUGGUUUGGAAAGCCAAAGGUUGCUAGCUCAUUGGCUUGUGCUCAGAGAGGUUGGGUGAAUGCGGAUGCUGAUAAAAUUGCUUGUGAAUCAUGUGGUGCACACUUGAGUUUUGUUCUGCUGCCAUCCUGGAAACUUGCUGAAGUUGAAAAUGCCAGUGAAGCCUUUGCCAAGCUGCUGGAUGGUGGUCAUAAAGUCACCUGCCCUUGGAGAGGUAAUAGUUGUCCUGAAAGCUUGGUGCAAUUCCCACCAACACCUCAGUCUGCACUGAUUGGGGGAUAUAAGGAUAGAUGUGACGGACUUCUACAGUUUCAGUGUCUCCCUAUUAUGGCUGCAUCUGCGAUUGAGCAGAUGCGAGUUUUUCGGGACUCACAGAUGGAGCAUUUUCUGUCUCAGACUGGGGGAGUUGAUUUUAAAACUGAUAGCAUAUCAGAAAUAGAGAUCUUUCGAGAUGCUUCAUUCUAUAUUUAUUUAUGUGCUCAGAAGCUUAUAAGUCUGUGUGGAUGGGAACCAAGAUGGCUUCCUAAUGUUCAAGACUGUGAAGAGCAUUCUGCUCAGUCGGCUAGAAAUGGAUGUUCUGUUGGCCCCACCCUGGGUCGGGUCCGUAUUUCACAGGAUCCUGGAUCAAGCAAGAACGCACUUUCUGCUUCAGCCCCAAAAGACACUGGAAAGAAUAAAAUACUAGCUGCGGAGUCUAGAUGUGAACAGAGAUCGCCUCUUUUAGAUUGUAGUUUGUGUGGGGCUACUGUGAGAAUAUUGGAUUUCUUAACCGUUCCUCGUCCCGCUCGUUUUGCUCCCAGCAACAUUGAUAUUCCUGAGACGAGCAAAAAAAUGGGAUUGACACGUGGAGCAAGUGCAGCCAGUGGAAUUAGUGGUUGGGUUGCUGCUGAUAAUACAGAGAAAGAACAGACUGAGGACCAUGAUGAAGUUGCAACAACAGAAGAGGGAAGAUUGUUGCAGAACUCAGUGAUUGAUUUAAAUCUUACAAUGGCUGGGGGUCUAUCUUUUACACAGGUUGACAGGACUGCACAAAUGAAUACUAAUGAUGCGGACAUGGGAAGGGGUCUAAUUAUUGGCCAGCUUGCUGGCAGUGAGGUUGGUGAUCGUGCAGCUUCGUAUGAGUCUCGGGGUCCUAGCUCCCUUAAGCGAAGCCUUGAAAUUGGUGACAGCUCGGAUGAUAGACCACACUUGAGGAUGCAACAGGCUGAUAGUGUUGAAGGGACGUUAAUUGAUCGUGAUGGAGAUGAAAUUACAGAUGGCAGACAGUAUCCAGCUGGGCCAUCAAAACGUUUUCGUGAAUCUGACAUUUUUGAUACCUAUUGUUCGCCAUAUGCAAGAGACUCUUCUGGCGUGGGUCCUAGCCAUUCAGUGGGUAUUGAAACUUAUACAGAUGGAAACAAAGCUGGUUCAAGCCGACAGGGAAAUGACCAUCUGAUAGGAGUCCCAUCAGCAAGAGAUUCUACACGGGCAUCUUCUGUUAUUGCAAUGGAUACUGUCUAUCACAGUGAAAAUGAUGACUCUAUGGAUAGUGUUGAAAAUUAUCCUGCAGAUGCUGAUGAUGUUCAAUUUCCUUCCUCCAGUACAUAUGGGAAUCUGGAAGUGUAUGAGACAUCAGAAUUGAAUUACAGUAAUCAAGCUCAGCGGAACAUAGGUUUUCGACCACCUGUAGAAUUAGUUCGUGGGGAGAUGGGUGUUAGUAGUACAAAUGACGGUGAAGAAGUUCUGAAUGCUGAAACUGUGACAGUUCAAGCUAGAGAAGGGAUUAGUUUUGGAAUCAGUGGAGGAAGUGUUGGAAUGUGUGCCAGCCAUGAAGCUGAAAUUCAUGGGGCGGAUGCUUCUGUGUAUAGAGUGCAUAGUGUUGUUGGCGAUCUGGAACCCAGAGUGGAUGAUGUUGACAAUCAGGGUCAGACUGGUGAAUCUGCUUCAGUUCCUGGGUUAAUGGAUGAAUUUGUUCCUUAUGAAACAAGCCGAGGAGAUCCCCAUGGUGACAACCAGGAAAUGUUGUCUCAUUCCAUAAGAAGGGCUGAUAGUGGCUCAAAAAUUGAUGGUGUUUGCAAGGCAGAGUCUAUUGAGAGUGGUGAAAAGAUAAGUCAAAGCUGCAAGUUAGGCCUUGAUAACCGCGCUCAUCCUUCUCUUUCUUGCAAUGCUAUGGUUGACUCUGGUCAUGAAACGACCAACAAAGAGGUUGCAAAGGCUGGAAAGUCAUCAUCCACCAAUAACUGUGGAUACCUACCAUCGGAAUACGCGAUAGAGCCACCAAAAGGGGAAAGCAAUUAUGAAGAACCCAUAGAAUUUGAUCCUAUUGUCCAUCACAACCAGUUCUGCCCCUGGGUGAAUGGAAACGUUGCUGCUGCUGGGUGCAGCAACUCUGUUCCCAGCACUAGCACUGAUGCUGUUGCACUUUGUGGAUGGCAACUGACCUUGGAUGCAUUGGAUGCUUUGAGAUCCCUAGGGCACAUCCCACUAAUGACAGUACCGUCUGAGUCAGCUGCAUCCUUGUGCAAGGGUGACCACGGGCCUCCUGUUCAGAAACACAGUUGAUGACACUCCAUGAGCAAAAGCUAAGGACAUCAUUAAUAUUCAAGCUCAAUAGAAGGAUCAGAAGGAAAUCAGAUCUUUGAAGCACAUCGCAAGAUGUAUGCUUUGUUAUGAGAACUGCUAUAGGUCGAAGUUGUGGCUUCCUUGUCAAUUAUAUAAUGUCAAGGUAAAUUAUGUUAGUAGUGAAAUAUAGUCGUGUUACCCUUCAGCACUAACAUACUCGACUUUUGAAUGUUUUUCUAUUUACUUCCUGUCGAGUGGUGUUUAGAAUACAGAGUAGUACUUUCCAGUCGGUGAUGAGAGUACAGAACUGCCAAGGAAGUAUAAAUUUUAUUCUUGCUGCAGCUUUAGUUUGUUUUUCGGAAUGGGAACUAUAAUUAUUGUCCCGGUUAAUAUUACAUAUUCAUUGUAGGAUUCUGAGCUUUUGGGUUAGUAAUUUGUUACUCUCUAGCAAUCAGAAGCUGAUUGUAGACGGAUAAUUAUUCAUGUAGACAGGAAGAACAUCUGUACUUUUUCCAAAAGAAACUUUGGUUGAAAUUUAGGUGUUUCUUUAUGUU
Tripterygium wilfordii is the source of this 3608-nucleotide messenger RNA. RefSeq lists its product as uncharacterized. The transcript has 8 exons. Gene Ontology annotation, molecular function: zinc ion binding. Bases 229 to 3054 code for a protein of 941 amino acids. Gene Ontology annotation, cellular component: nucleus. The record is from RefSeq and is a predicted model, not a curated record. NCBI's taxonomy places the organism in Eukaryota, Viridiplantae, Streptophyta, Magnoliopsida, Celastrales, Celastraceae.